UCUAACCGCUCAGCCAAACUGGCCAGGGCUCAAUCACUUCACUUUUUUACCCAGUCUCCCAGGUUGCUGUUAGUUUUGUCUGAGGAGGUCAGGUUAUCUGAGGUGGACUCUGAAGGAUGAACAGGAGCUUGCCAGCUACAGAAGAAGGACAUGUGCACUCAGGGCAGUGCCGAGAAUGCUGGGAGAGGGUUGUCUCGCUGGAAAAGGGGUGUCUCCAGGCUGCCUGGGACAUCUGUGAGCCGGAUCCAGUGGGGCCCCAGCUGCUGUGCCAUGGAUCCCAAGGUCAGCAACGGCUCAGGCCUGCAGGACGAGUACAUCGCCAACUUGCUGGUGUUCGGCUUCCUCCAAAACUGCUCCAGCUGCGGUUUCCGCAGAGACCUGCAGGCGCUGGGCUGUGACCUGCGCGCGCGGCGGGGACACGAGGACGAGCUGCAGACGGACGAGCUGCAGACGGACGGCAGCCGGCACAGCCGCUUGCUCCCCGAGGGCUCGGAGACAGAUUCUGAGAGUCAAGAGGAAGCCAUCCGGAGCAUCGCCAGGCAGCUGGCCCUGAUCGGGGACAGGAUGGACCACAGCAUCCCCCCGACCCUGGUGCAGCAGCUGGUGGUGCAGUUUAUGAACAGGAACCUGUCCGAGGAGGACCGGAGGGAGCACCUUGCCGCUGCCCUGCAGCAGGUCAUGCAGACCUAUCCUAGGGACGUGGAGGAGGAGAAGAUCAUGCUGACCUUGACCAUGCUGUUGGCCAAAAAAGUGGCCGAUCACACACCGUCCUUGCUCCGUGAUGUCUUUCGCACAACAGUGAAUUUCAUCAACCAGAACCUACUCACCUGUGUGAGGAACUUGGUCAGAAAUGAGGUGGACUGAGUGGAUGGACGCCGCCGGUGAACACUGGCUCCGCCGGCCGGCUGCCCGGCGCCCACGGGCCGCCACCGCGG
Messenger RNA from Molossus molossus (Pallas's mastiff bat), 935 nucleotides. RefSeq names its product BH3 interacting domain death agonist (gene BID). Lineage: Eukaryota; Metazoa; Chordata; Mammalia; Chiroptera; Molossidae. The transcript is spliced from 6 exons. The record is from RefSeq and is a predicted model, not a curated record. Gene Ontology annotation, cellular component: cytoplasm; mitochondrion; cytosol. Gene Ontology annotation, biological process: positive regulation of extrinsic apoptotic signaling pathway; positive regulation of intrinsic apoptotic signaling pathway; apoptotic mitochondrial changes. The coding region runs from base 151 to 864 and encodes 237 amino acids.